Molecule: messenger RNA, 12193 nt
Organism: Eublepharis macularius
Lineage: Eukaryota; Metazoa; Chordata; Lepidosauria; Squamata; Eublepharidae
Gene: SORL1
Product: sortilin related receptor 1
Exons: 48
Coding region: 288-6617 (2109 amino acids)
Biological process (GO): protein targeting to lysosome; protein retention in Golgi apparatus; post-Golgi vesicle-mediated transport
Cellular component (GO): Golgi apparatus; membrane
Molecular function (GO): protein binding
Source: RefSeq, a predicted model, not a curated record
GCAGAAGCGCCGCCGGGCAGCCCGGCUCUCCGCGCCGGCCGGCCGCCCCGCCGUUGCUGCUGCUGCUCCUGCUGCUGCUGGCCGACGCGCGGGGGAGCCUGCUGCCGCGCGCCGCCCCCGCCGCCCGGCCGCAGGAUCGGGGCUUCGCGCUGCUGCAGGCGCCCGGUGCCCAGGGCGGCGGGCUGCAGCCGGUGGCGGCCGAGAAGCUGCGGAGGAAGAGGAGCGCCGAGCAGCAGGAGCCCGUGAAGGUGUACGGACAGGUUAGCUUGAACGAUUCACACAACCAGAUGGUGGUCCACUGGGCUGGAGAGAAGAGCAACGUGAUCGUGGCUCUGGCCAGAGACAGCUUAGCCUUGCUGGGACCCAAGCUAAGUGAUGUUUACGUGUCCUACGAUUAUGGGAAAACAUUUAAAAAGAUAUCGGACAGAUUCGGUUUUGGCCCAGGGAACACCAGCCAAGUCGUGAUUACCCAAUUCUAUCACAGUCCAGCAGACAAUCAAAGGUAUAUCUUCAUCAACGCUUCCACCCAGUACCUCUGGCUCACCAUGGACUUCUGCAACACCCUUCAGGGCUUCUCUAUUCCGUUCAGAGCAGCAGACCUGCUGUUGCACAGCCGGAUUCCAGACCUGAUCUUGGGGUUUGAUAGGUUUCAUCCCAACAAACAGCUCUGGAAGUCAGAUGACUUUGGACAGACAUGGAUAAUGAUUCAUGAACACGUGAAAUCAUUUUCUUGGGGUGUUGAGCCCUACGACCAGCCAAACACAGUUUACAUCGAACGGCACGAACCGACAAGCUCCUCUACUAUCCUUCGCAGUACUGAUUUCUUCCAAACUCGGGAAAACAAAGAGAUAAUUCUGGAGGAGGUAGAAGACUUCCAACUCAGGGACAAAUAUCUUUUUGCAACGAAGUCUGUGCAUCUUUUGGGCUCUCAACCACAGCCUUCCGUUCAGCUCUGGGUGUCCUUUAACCGCAAGCCGAUGCAAGCCGCUCAGUUUGUGACGAGGCAUCCCAUUAAGGAGUACUACAUUGCCGAUGCUUCGGAAGACCAGGUAUUUGUGUGUGUCAGUCACAGUAACAACCGCACCAACCUGUACAUCUCGGAAGCAGACGGCCUGAGGUUUUCACUGACUUUGGAGAACAUCCUUUACUAUAGCCCUGGAGGAGUGGGAAGUGAUACCCUGGUCAGGUAUUUUGCAAACGAGCCCUUUGCGGACUUCCACCGGGUCGAGGGAGUGCCAGGGAUCUAUAUUGCCACCUUGAUAAAUGGCUCGUUCAGCGAGGAGAACAUGCGGUCUGUCAUCACCUUCGACAAAGGUGGGACUUGGGAAUUUCUCCAGCCUCCAGAGUAUACUCGCUAUGGCGAAAAGAUAAAUUGUGAGCUUUCUCAGGGCUGCUCUCUUCACCUGGCCCAGCGCCUGAGCCAGAUCCUCAACUUCCAGCUGCGUAGGAUGCCAAUCCUCUCUAAAGAAUCUGCUCCAGGACUCAUCAUUGCCACAGGUUCGGUUGGCAAGAACAUGGCAAGCAAAAUGAAUGUGUACGUUUCGAGCAGCGCCGGCGUCCGAUGGCGAGAGGUCCUAUCCGGGCCUCACUAUUACACGUGGGGAGACCACGGAGGGAUCCUCAUGGCGGUAACCCAGGGGACAGAGACAAACCAGCUCAAAUAUAGCACAAAUGAAGGGGAGACCUGGAAAACGUUUACAUUCUCAGAAAAGCCGGUCUUUGUUUACGGCCUGCUGACCGAACCUGGGGAGAAAAGUACCAUCUUCACCAUCUUUGGCUCUUACAAAGAAAAUGGGCACAGCUGGAUUAUCCUGCAGAUCAACACCACCGAAGUGCUUGGUGUCCCGUGCACCGAAAAUGAUUACAAAUCAUGGUCCCCCUCGGAUGAGCGAGGCAACGAGUGUCUCCUGGGGCAUAAAACGGUCUUCAAAAGGCGGACUUCCCAUGCAAUGUGCUUCAACGGGGAAGACUUUGAUCGGCCAGUCGUGGUCUCCAACUGCUCUUGCACCAGAGAGGACUUUGAGUGUGAUUUUGGCUUCAAGUUAAGCGACGAUCUGUCUUCCGAAGUUUGUGUACCGGAUCCCGAAUUUGCUGGCAAGCUGUCUUCUCCCCCUGCACCAUGUCCCAUUGGCUCAUCUUACAGAAAGACAAGAGGUUAUCGGAAGAUAUCCGGAGACAUCUGCUCAGGGGGGGAUGUGGAGGCCCGUCUAGAAGGGGAACUGGUGCCUUGUCCUUUAGCAGAGGAGAAUGAAUUUAUUCUCUAUGCCACACGGUAUUCCAUCCACCGGUAUGACCUUUCUUCUGGGAUCAGUGAAAAGUUGCCCCUGAAUGGAUUGCGAGGGGCGGUGGCGCUGGAUUUCGAUUAUGACCACAACUGUUUGUACUGGGCAGAUGUGACCCUUGAUAUUAUCCAGCGCCUGUGUCUCAAUGGGAGUUCCGGACAGGAAAUUAUCAUCAGCACUGGACUGGAGACAGUCGAAGCCUUAGCCUUCGAACCCAUCAGUCAGCUGCUGUACUGGGUGAACGCUGGUAUCCCAAAGAUUGAGGUUGCCAACCCAGAUGGAGACUUACGGCUGACCAUUUUGAAUUCUUCUGUGCUGGAGCGGCCCCGAGCUUUGACUUUGUUACCUGAAGAAGGGUUGAUGUUUUGGACUGACUGGGGGGACUCCAGGCCCGGUAUUUAUCGAAGCGAGAUGGACGGUUCUUCUGCCACUUGCAUCGUUUCCGAGGGGGUGAGGUGGCCUAACGGCAUCUCUGUGGAUGACCGUUGGAUCUACUGGACGGAGGCCUACAUGGACAGGAUUGAGCGAAUCGAUUUUAAUGGCACGCAGAGAUCGGUGAUCUUGGAUAGCCUUCCUCAUCCCUACGCUAUUGCUGUAUUUAAGAAUGAAAUCUACUGGAACGAUUGGUCUCAGCUGAGCAUAUUCAGAGCUUCCAAAUACAGUGGGUCCAGAAUGGAGAUUUUGGUUGGUCACCUUACCGGUGUGAUGGACAUGAAAAUCUUCUACCGAGGAAAGACGGCAGGGCAGAAUGCCUGCUUUGCCAAGCCCUGCAGCCUGCUGUGCCUGCCAAAAUCCAACAACAGCCGAAGUUGCAAGUGCCCCGAGGGAGUUUCUGGUCAUAUCCUUCCAUCAGGGGAGAUGAGGUGCGAUUGCCCAUCUGGGUAUCUUUUGAAAAACAACACCUGUGUAAAGGAAGAAAACACCUGUCUCUCCAACCAGUAUAGAUGCUCAAAUGGUAAUUGCAUCAACAGCAUUUGGCAGUGUGACAACGACAAUGACUGUGGGGACAUGAGCGACGAGAAGAACUGCCCAACAACCAUAUGUGAUGCCGACACACAGUUCCGCUGCCACAGCUCGGGGACUUGUGUCCCACUGUCCUAUAAAUGUGACCUGGAGGAUGACUGUGGUGACAACAGUGAUGAGAACCACUGCGAAGCCCACCAGUGUCGGAGUGACGAGUUCAGCUGCAGCUCCGGCAUGUGCAUCCGCCUCUCCUGGAAGUGUGACGGUGACAACGAUUGCCGGGACUGGUCCGACGAAGCCAAUUGCACCACAGUGUACCACACUUGCGAAGCCUCUAGUUUCCAGUGCCACAACGGGCACUGCAUCCCCCAGAGGUGGGUGUGUGACGGUGACGCCGACUGCCAAGAUGGAUCUGAUGAGGACCCUGCUAACUGUGAGAAAAAGUGCAAUGGGUUCCAGUGUUCGAAUGGAAGUUGCAUUCCUUCAAGCAAACGCUGUAAUGGGGUACGGGACUGCCUGGAUGGUUCCGAUGAACAGCAUUGUGAGCCUCUCUGUACUCGCUACAUGGAUUUUGUGUGCAAGAACCGGAAACAGUGUCUGCUCCGCUCCAUGGUGUGUGACGGCACCAAACACUGUCAAGAUGGCUCGGAUGAAGACGCUGCUUACGCCGGGUGUGCCCAGGAUCCAGAGUUUCACCGUACUUGUGACCACUUCAGCUUCCAGUGUCAGAACGGCAUGUGCAUCAGCCUGGUGUGGAAAUGUGACGGCAUGGACGACUGUGGGGACUACUCGGAUGAGGCCAACUGUGAAAACCCAACCGAAGCCCCCACCUGCUCUCGGUACUAUCAGUUCCAGUGCGAGAAUGGCCACUGCAUCCCAAACAGGUGGAGGUGUGAUGAAGAAAACGAUUGUGGGGACUGGUCCGAUGAGAAGGAGUGUGGGGGUUCGGAAAUCAUUCCCGUCACUACUUCGGCCCCUGCCACAUGUUCGCCUAACCACUUCCGGUGUAAUAGCGGGGCUUGCAUCAUGAACAGCUGGGCUUGUGACGGGUACCGGGACUGUGCGGACGGCUCAGAUGAGGAGGCUUGCCCCACCGCUUCCAUCGGCGCAUCCUCUACAUCUGCCAGCUCCAUCGGCCGUUGCAGUAGAUUCGAGUUUGAGUGCCAGCAGACGAAGAAGUGUGUCCCCAAUUGGAAGCGCUGCGACGGCUUGAAGGAUUGCCAGGAUGGCACAGACGAGUUGAAUUGCCCUACGCACAGUACCUUGACAUGCCCUAGUGGGUUUAGAUGUGAAGAUGGGGAGACUUGCUUCAAGAUGGCAGAGAGGUGUGAUGGUUUCCUGGAUUGCUCAGAUAGCAGCGAUGAGAGAAACUGUACUGAUGAUACCUUGGUCUAUAAAGUGCAGAACCUCCAGUGGUCAGCCGACUUCUCGGGGGACAUCACUCUCACCUGGACUCGCCCUAAGAAGAUGCCAGUUGCGUCCUGUGUCUACAAUAUCCAUUACAGGAUGGUUGGCGAGAGCAUAUGGAAAUCUUUAGAGACCCAGAGCAACAAAACCAGCGGCGUCUUGAAAGUGCUGAAACCCGACUGCACGUACCAAGUCAAAGUUCAGGUCCAGUGUCUGACCAAGGGGUACAACACCAAUGACAUCAUCACUCUGCGGACCCCAGAAGGAUUGCCGGACCCUCCCCUUCAUCUUCAGUUGUUGCCAAAGAGAGAAGCUGAAGGUGUCGUGAUUUGCCAGUGGGCGCCGCCAGCAAACGCCCACGGCCUGAUAAGAGAAUAUGUUGUCGAGUACAGCAGAGCUGGCUCCAAGGAGUGGUCGUCUGUGAGAGCCCCCAGCGAUUAUUCGGAAAUUGGGAGGUUAGAGGUCAACACGUUGUAUACUUUCAGAGUUGCUGCAGUAACGAGCCGAGGAGUGGGAAACUGGAGCGAUUCCAAAUCUAUACAAACCAUCAGAGGCAAAGUGAUUCCACCACCUACAGUCAAUAUUGAGAGUUACAGCGAAGAUUCCAUAACCUUCACUCUGAAAAUGGAAGCUGAUAUUCAGGUGAAUGGUUAUGUGGUGAACAUUUUCUGGACCUUUGACACACACAGACAAGAAAAAAGGAUUUUGAACGUAGACGGGGGAAAGUCUGUACAAACCGUGAGUAACUUGACUGCUCAGACACCGUACGAGAUUUCGGCUUGGGCCAAGACCGAACUGGGUGAUAGUCCUCUGUCUUUUGCCCAUGUGGUGACCAGAGGUACAAGACCGCCUCCUCCCAGUCUGAAAGCCAAACCUAUCAAUCAGACUGCUGUCGAGUGUAACUGGACUGGCCCGAGGAAUGUUGUGUAUGGUAUAUUCUAUGCGACAUCUUUCCUAGAGUUGUACAGGAACCCUAGCAGUGCCAACACCACACUGCAUAACAUCACAGUCAUUGUCAACAGAGACGAGCAGUACUUGUUUUUGGUACGUGUGGUAUCUCCGUACCAAGGACCGCCUUCUGACUACAUCGUUGUGAAAAUGAUUCCUGACAAUCGCCUCCCUCCACGGCACCUUCACACGGUGCACGUGGGGAAAACAUUUGCUGUCAUUAAAUGGGAGUCGCCGUACGAUUCUCCUGACCAAGAUUUGCUAUAUGCUGUUGCAGUGAAAGAUUUAAUAAGAAAAACGGAUAAGAACUAUAAGGUGAAAACUCGAAACAACACGGUGGAAUAUACGAUCAAGAAGCUGGAGCCGGGGGGGAAGUACCACAUCAUUGUCCAACUUGUAAACAUGAGCAAAGAUGCCAGCUUGAAGGUUAGCACAGUUUCCCUGGCUGCUCCAGAAGCCUUGAAAAUUAUACCAGAAAAUGAUCACAUCUUGCUAUUUUGGAAGAGUUUAGCCUUAAAAGAAAGUCAUUUCAGUGAAAGUCGGGGGUAUGAAAUACACAUGCUCGAUAGAAUGAUGAAUGCGACAGCCUAUUUGGGGAACACCACAGACACAGUCUUCAAAGUUUCCAACCUGAAAAUAGGCCACAAUUACUCCUUCACUGUCCAAGCCCGAUGCCUCUACAGUGGACAGAUGUGCGGGGAGCCUGCUAUGCUGCUUUAUGAUGAACUUGGAAUGGACGAAGAUCCCGCUGCUUCUAAAACAGGCAAAUCCACGGAUGUUGCUGCCAUCGUGGUUCCCAUAUUAUUCCUCUUGCUAGUGACUGUGGGUGUAGGGUUUGUCGUGUUGUACAUGAGGCACAGAAGGCUGCAGAACAGCUUCACGGCCUUUGCCAACAGCCAUUACAAUUCCCGGCUUGGGUCGGCCAUAUUCUCAUCAGGCGACGAUUUAGGAGACGAGGACGAUGAAGCUCCUAUGAUCACGGGUUUUUCAGACGACGUCCCCAUGGUGAUAGCAUGAAGAGCAUUCCCGAUUCUGGAAACCAAAAUGGUUGUAAAUAUUUUAUUUGAUAAAAAUAGUCAACUGUUUAUUUUAAAAACAAAAACAAAAAAUGCACUUUUGAGUUGCAAUAUGUUAUUUUUGUAUGGGCCGAUAAAAAACAAACAAAGAAGAAACGAUUAUUACACUUUGUAGUUCCACAGCUAUGAACUUUGAAACCAGGUUGAUUUAGUUUCCAUUUCUGUUAACUUUUUUUUUUUCAAACUCUUAAGUUAGUCUUACAAGGCUGUGCUUGCUGGGCAUGCUUUUAAGUCUGUGAGAUGUCUUCUGUUGACUGUGACUCCGAUCUUCAGAGAACUUGUGAGUGCUUAAAGAACCCCUUCUAGAUCCUUGUUCCUGCUAGACAUGAUGAAGAGGGCAGAGCUACCUGCAAAACUAACAAUCCCACCUCAAAUGCAUCCUCUUUGAUUCCCCCAUUCAUGGAAAGGCGUGGAGUGAUGUCAUCGUGUCAGACAUCCCCACGUCAUUGAGUGAGGAGCAGGGAUGUUGCAUCCAUCAUGGGGUAGAGAAGAAGAUACUUGACACAGGGUUGCCAUUUUCUGUGGCAGUCCUUUGCAGUGGCUGGUUCUGCUGAUGGAAGAAUGCAAGGUGAGGGGAAGUUAAGUUGCCCAUCUGUAGCCUUCAUUAUAUGAAGGUGUACAGUGGAAGAGGAAUUGAAAAGGGGAGAAGGAGGGGAAAUGCGAGGCCGUGGAUUUCCCUGAAGAUGUUCCCCCAAACGCUGCUGCUAUGACCCUCCCACUUCCAGGGGGUCUUGCAUGAGGUCAUACGCAAGGCCCCUGAGACCAGUAACUAAAAGGACCGGUUCUCUCAAGAUCAGAGUCUAAACUGGCUUUUCUUUUUUAUUUUUUCUAAGAGGAGAUUUUAUUUAAAAAUAUUCAGGAAAUGACAAAUACAUACCUAUAUGAAAAGAGAGAAUAGUUCCUGAAGGUUUUAUGUUGACUUAAAGACUUCUUUGGACUUUGUUUCCCGUGAGGAUCUCCCCCCCCCUCCUUUUGUUUGAUUAAUUAAUUUAUUGGGAAGUCUGCUUUGGGUCAGACUUCCAAAAUUCUAAGUCAUAUAUGCACACUUGUGUGGGAGGAUGUGCCACUUUUAUCUUUUUGCAACACAGUCAGGUGGUUGUUUCAUUCCCACCUACCCCCUUGUCCUGUAAUCAAAUCAGGUAUUAACAUAGUAAAAAAAAAACCACUUUAAAAAAAGUUCUUGAAUAGUUUUCUGUGUUUCGAGGGAGCAAAAAAAAAGUGAGUAGAGCGACCGUCAUCUGUUUCAUAUGUUUGCUAACCUGAAGGCUGGAAUAUUUUCUGCCAGGGGCUUAAAACACAUUUUAGCAAAUAAAAGCAGGCACGCAAAAAUUUGGAGGCUUCAGUUUAAUCUUCUUAUUGCAAGUUUAGAUACCAAGGAACAUGAAGCAUCAAUCUGUAGAUCCAUUUCAUCUUGCAUGAGUUGGUUCCCCAUUCACUCUGAUGGAAAGGGCAGCCCCAGUAGUAUAUCAGGUCCAUGAGCAGCGCUGUCCCUUCCAGUUGAGUGAAUGGGGGAGCCAUGUCUCUAGGUAUGCAGAAGAUCUCCUGGUAAUCACAAGGGACUUUCAGAUACAGGUGAAAGCCAUCGGUGCCUGUAAGGUAAUAGGGGCAGAAGAGACACUUGAGUACCACUUGGCCGGGCUGGCGUGUCCCCUAACUAGGUGCUGUGGUCCAUCUUUCUCAGACAUGGCCCUGGAAUCGAGCUGGAGAGAAGAACAUUGUGUGCCAGGGAAGGCCCUGGAACUUCUCCUUUCCGUGGGGAUUUGAGCCUAUUAGAGCCCUAUAGGUAAUGGAACCUCAAGGCUCCAACUUGAUAACAUGGUCUUCAAUCAAAAUUUUAUGUUGUCUUGGUUAUUCAGCCCUCCUACAUUAUCCAGUACAUGUAACUCAUCAUCAAGACGAGUGGGGAGGUUUUGCAUGACAAUGCCGUUGCUUGCCUGCACCUUCCUUGUAUGCCUAGAAUGCAUAGAUUACAUCCUCAUCUCUGCAAAUCCAGUAAGGGAAACCAAACAAAAAUGGUCCAUUGGUUUUCUGUAGUAACCCAUGUGGAUUCACUUUGAAGGCUGUUAAUUUAAUUAUGCUUUAAGUGGCAGUCCAGACGCCGCAGUGAUCUCUAUCCAUGAGGAUGUAGGCGCUUUGACUUCCUCCCCUCCCAUUUUAUUUUUUUCAAAUAUAUUGCAAAUAUAGAAAACCGGCAGGCCGUUUGUUUCCCCCUCUAAGUGGAUAUAGGCAAUCGAUUGGGCAAUUUUCAUAGAAAGAGAGGCUCGAGUGGGGCUGCACUGGGAAACACCUCCCUCUUCCGCUUUCCAGCCUGUCUUCCUCCUGCUUGUGCAGUGAACAGUCUCAAGUCUGGUCUGCUCCACUGGAUCGAGCAAGGUUUUCUUGCUGGCGAACUUGGGUGAGAGGAGAACAGCCAGGCCAUAAAUGCCAGAAAGUUACGGGCCAUAAGUGCCAGAAAGGUGUCUGUGCCAGCACUCAUGGCUUUCAUCCCCCCUACCCCCCACUUGUGCAGAAAACAAUCAGGCUGUGAUGUGUAUAGAAGUCCCACAUCACUCAUGUUUUGCAUUUGAUUGGGGGGGGGAUGGGACUGGAUCAUACCUGUCCUACCACCACAUUGCCUAAGUGGACACAUAUUUGGACCAGCACGUGAGGUCCGAGGCUUUUAAACCUGGCACUUGCAGCUAUACAGAAAACCUUUUCAGCAACCUGCGGGAAGGAGCCGGGAGGGGAAGAGUGGACUGUAAUAUUUCACUGAGUGUUCACAGGUCACGCUUACCUGUAUUCCUGCAUAUGCAAACCUUGUUAUUCUGCAUUCAUAAAAUUCAAUCUUCAGGUUUUCUCAAUGCAAGUAUAUUUUACUGAUUUUAAGCCAAAAGUGUCUCUGAGCAGGGUGACUUAAGUUUUCUUAGGGUUGCAGCACAAAUAGGGGCCAAACAUGGCUUUGGUAAUGUUCUCUGCUAUUCCCAGAGCUUUGCCAAUAGUUGGUGAUUGACUAUGAAGACUUUUCUGUGAUUUUUGCUAUUGCUCUUUUCCCCCCUUCGAUUUUUCCAAGCAGCAAAGUCCCAUAAAAGUUACACUGCAGGGAGUGCAGAAGUCCAUGUUUAUGUCUGUCCUUUUUCAUUUCUGCCCCACCUUACCACAGAUCUGUUGUUGGCCAUGCCUCAGUUGUGUGUUGCAAUUUAAUGUCGUGUCAUCUGUGCAUUUUUCAUGCCAGAUCAUCAUUUUUCAGAUUUCCUACCUCCGGCAAACUCUUUCCACAAUGACUUGUCGGGAUGCCUGAGCAUCUGCCAUGCAGCCAUUGCAAAGAAAGGUUGAUGGUGUUAGGUCUCAGAGUGAGUUAAAGAGGAGCCGUGGCUCCCUGGUAGAGCUUUGUGCGUGCAAGGUUCCAUGAUCAGUCGUCAGCAACUCCAGUUACAAGGAGUAACAGGCUGGAGACGAUGGGAAAGACGUUGAGAAACCCUGGAGAGCUACAUGGGUCCAAUGACUUAAAUAGGCAUAAGGUAUAAGGCAGCUUCUCAUGGAAAAUUGAAGCAGGGUGUCACCUGGCCUUGUUGAUCCAACCUCUGUGAAAUCGGUGCACCCUAGAAUGCAGUCAGCAGCACACACACAAACACAACUGUAUGCACCAUGGUUGAUCAUUGCAGUGUGAUACCUCAAGUGUUGUGAACACUCGUGUGAGCCUGCCUUAUGCUGAAUCACCGCCUUGGUCCAUCAAAGCCGGUAUUGUCUACUCUCCAGGCUCUCAGGUGGAAGUUUUUCGUAUCACCUCCUACCUGAUCUCUUUAAUUGGAGAUGCCGGGAAUUGAACCUGGGACCUUCUGCAUCCCAAGCAGAUGCUCUAACACUGAGCCACUGGCUAAGUGGUCAUGCAGGGUACCUUGUGCACUAUUAAUGGCCUUGUUGUGGACUCCCUGAUAAAACAGAGAUCCCAGCUGCUCUCCAGAACAUACAUUAAAAACUACUGGGCUAGAUGAAGAAUCUUGACUGUUUGACUCCCAAGUUUCACUCCCUGUGAUUCAAUACUGUGCCAGACAGACUUCCUGAACCCUUUAAACACUUAAAUACUCACAAACACACACACACUUUAUGCAAAAAACAACAAAAGACCACUGUGAGAAGAUAGCUUAUGGGGCUAGUGCAUUUUAUAUAAAAAUUGGAGUUCUCUUCUUUUGACAUGUGAGCAGGACGGAUGCCUUUUUGAGUCAAUUGUUACGUUUUAAUGAAUGUUUGAAGCACAAACCUGAAUGAAGAGUGUCCCGGUUGGGUUUGUACCUGUUUAUUUUUUGUAAAUAUACCACAUUGAAUGUUUCGGUUCCAUGUCUGUAGUUUUGGAAACAUGACAUCAGCUUUGGGAAAUGCUCCGUAGGAGGCUGUUGGAUGCUUCGUUCAGAGAUGAUUACCGAUAAAUUAAUCCGAAAAGUGGAAGGCAGUCUGGUGGAUGGUGUUCUCCGCUCCCAACUCAAGAAGCCAGGGCAUCAGACGAUGGGGCAGUUCACUUUGUUUUUUAAGUUGGUUCUGUUAGGAGCCAGUCCAAUGGGGAAGGUAUUCCUGCAGCAUGCUCUAUGGGCUGGUAACCCACUGAUACCGGUGGGAUCCAUCAGCAAGUCCACUUACGGUUUGGCCCAAACCCAAAGAUAGCUCGUAGGAAGACAAGGAUUGACCAUGGGAGAUGAUACAUCAGAAAGCAUUGCUGUAAUCUUGGAUUGUUGGCUGUGGCUGCAAAACGGCAGAGCAAACGAGCCAUUUUUCAGAGUUCUGGAGGGAGGCCAAUGAAAUCCAGAGUUAGAAGGAAUUAAUAAAGAUUGCUUUGGGAAAGAUGACAGCAGGCCUUCUCAACCGGAUGCUGUUUCUCUGCCGUCACCUUCAUCUCUUUUCCUGGGAUGGGGCAGGGAAAUCCUAAACCCGACUGCCCUUCUGCCUCGGAACAAAAUUAGAAAUAUGUGGCAAAGCUAACGUGCUCUUUUUCGUUUUCCAAGGACUGCUGAAACAACUAUAGCGGUUUUAAUUUGAAUCAAGAAAAGCUGAUGGAAAACUAAAACGCUGGUGGAGGAAAUGUUCAAUAAAAUUUGUGGGUGGGGAAAUACCUCUUUAAAUAGUGUUAUUAUCUUUGGUCACCCAACCAUCAACUCUGGAAUCUGCUAUAAAACAAGCCCAAACAAACAAGCAUGUGUGCACGUACCAAUUUUUUUGGAAGCGUGUGAACCUCCAUGUUGAGAAACUUCAGAACAUCUUACGGAAAUGCUAAUACUGUUGUUUUUGCUUUGCUUGUGGAUCUAAGAAAAAAUGUAAACGCAUUUAAGGUGAGCAUUUUUCUCUUCGAAUCUUUAGGUCUUUAUUUUCUGAACCCUGUUAAAUCUGCUGCCCGAAUCGGGGCGUUGCCAUAGAAAUCCAGGCUUGCACAAAUUUUUAUGGUGACAGGAUUUCAACUCGAUGAAUUUUUCAGUGAUAGGAUUUCAACUCCAUGAAAUUUCAUCCGCUUGCCUUUGACUUUCUGUUAAUAAAAAUAGGGAUCAAUUGGUU